ACAUUUUUCUACUAACAAAUACACAAACAUUUCCCCUCACACCAGGCCUACACCACAGUAUAAAAUAAUGAUGAUUUAUGAAUUAGGCUAAAGAAUCCUUUCCAAACGAAUGUGUUAAAGCUGCUAUCCAAGCAUUUAAAAGGAACAAUGCCUUAUGGUGAAAUGAAAUAUCUGAAAUAAGCUAAAUGAAUAUGUGAUGAAAACAAUUUAUACUCACUCCGUUUGUAUUUAGAUAUUUUGUACAGUUCCAGCAUCAUUACGUUCUUUAUAGAGGCUUCUUGAAUCCCGAAAAUUACUUGUUUUAUCAGCAUUGUGUACUCCUUGUUUCUGGAACAGAAAUAAAUAAUGCAAACGGAGAAGAAGAAGAAAUAAUAUGAUAAUGCGAUUUUCCUAAAUAUUAAUAGUAUUUUUAGAAAUUAACUAACAAAAUUAAUUAUCAGAAUUUAUAAAAAUAUUAAAAAAUCAAACAAACACCAUCAUAAGGUAGGAAAAUUAGGUUAUGUUAUUUUAGGUUAUGUUUAUGUAAAGAUGUCAUCAUUAUCCCACCUUUUAAAAUGUCCAAAACAUUGGAAAAUAUUACUUCAGCCGCAAUGUAUGAACGCCACAACGAAACUUUUUAAGUCCACCACACCAAAUCACUAUGACAUUGUCAUCGCCGGUGGUGGAAUGGUCGGAACUACUCUCGCCUGUACAUUGGGUCAAAAUGCAUAUUUAUCAAACAAAAACAUUUUAUUACUCGAAGCGGCGGACGAGAAACCCAUAAAAGUAUCCUCAAAAUACAGCAACAGAGUGUCUUCAUUAAAUCCUGGUACGAUAAACCUCUUAUGUGAGAUAGGGGCGUGGAAGCAUAUCACGGAAACUCGUUGUGCGCCUGUUAAACAAUUACAGGUUUGGGAUGGAGUUUCGGAUGCCAUGAUAACAUUCAACCAUGAAAAUAGUGAGGAUUAUGUCAGUUACAUAGUGGAAAAUGAUGUUUUGUUAUCUGCCACAAACAGAGUAAUGAAAGACAUUAAAAAUGUGCAAGUUUUAUAUAAGGCAAAAAUUAAACAAUAUAACUUGCCAGAUCAUGAGCAUGACAAAGUUUCUCUGUGCAUGGAAAAUGGGGAUGAAAUUACUUGUGAUUUGUUGUUGGGAUGUGAUGGCGCAAAUUCUCAAGUGAGGAAAACUAUGCAAGUUCACUAUUUGAGUUGGAAUUAUGAUCAAAUGGGUGUAGUUGCCACUUUACAAUUCGCAGAGAAAUCCACCAAUGACACAGCUUGGCAAAGAUUUAUUCCAACUGGGCCAAUUGCUCUCUUGCCAUUGACAGAUGAACUUAGCAGCUUGGUAUGGUCAACAACUCCACAACAUGCCAAACACCUGUUGCAACUUACUGAUGACGAAUUCGUUGAGGCAUUGAACGAGUCACUGUGGAAAUCAUUCAAGACAAACAGCAUAGUUGAGCAAGUUACUCAUGGCUUUUCAAACUUCUGGAGGGCUUUAAAUUGUCCUUCAGAUAUUAUGAGGCAACUUCCACCUAAAAUAUGUGGAUGUCAGGAGAAGAGUCGCGCAGCCUUUCCACUUGGUUUUGGCCACGCAUCGAAUUAUAUUGGAAAAGGAGUUGUAUUAGUUGGUGAUGCAGCUCAUAGAAUACAUCCAUUGGCAGGUCAAGGUGUGAAUUUAGGUUUUGGUGACAUUGCAACACUAAACAAAGUAAUUAGUAAAGCCAUAUACUCUGGAAGCACAAUAACUGACAUGUGUUAUUUAAAAGAAUACGAAACUGAAAGGCAGAGACACAAUAUUCCUACAAUGCUGGCAGUUGAAGGACUUCACCGACUUUAUAAUACUGAAUUUUUACCUUUAGUGUUGCUAAGAAGUUUAGGGCUCCAAGCAACACAUGCAAUAAAUCCUUUGAAGAAAGCCAUCAUUUCUCAUGCAGCCUCAUAAUUCACAGAUGUAAUUACAAAUUAUUUUGUAUAUAUUAACUUUCGAAUUUGUUACAAAUAAAUAAUUUAUUAUUAAACUCA
Molecule: messenger RNA, 2003 nt
Organism: Aethina tumida (small hive beetle)
Lineage: Eukaryota; Metazoa; Arthropoda; Insecta; Coleoptera; Nitidulidae
Gene: Coq6
Product: ubiquinone biosynthesis monooxygenase COQ6, mitochondrial
Exons: 10
Coding region: 529-1923 (464 amino acids)
Biological process (GO): ubiquinone biosynthetic process
Cellular component (GO): mitochondrion
Molecular function (GO): FAD binding; 2-octaprenyl-6-methoxyphenol hydroxylase activity; oxidoreductase activity, acting on paired donors, with incorporation or reduction of molecular oxygen, NAD(P)H as one donor, and incorporation of one atom of oxygen
Source: RefSeq, a predicted model, not a curated record